Brassicogethes aeneus is the source of this 618-nucleotide messenger RNA. Lineage: Eukaryota; Metazoa; Arthropoda; Insecta; Coleoptera; Nitidulidae. The record is from the annotation of a GenBank genome assembly.
AUGGAAGGAAAAACCAGCACGGAGUGGGCUCUGCUUUUCCCGCUGAAAGCCGGAUUAUUCUCGAUGAAGUCGUCGACAGUGACGCGUUCCGCGGAGCGCAUCAAGAAAAAACCGGCGAAAAACACCAACCACGUGAGACUGGUGAUGCGUCGCGGAUCCAGCAUGUCGGAUUUGGAUAAGGUGGCCGCGAACGCUUUGCCGGACCUCGUCAGGUCCACCACGGCCAACCAGCACUUGUCCGCAUCGCCCGCAAGCGUCCCGCAUAGUCCCUACUUGUCGAGAUCCUACAUGAGCAGCCGUACGGUCAGCGUGCAGGGCAGCAUCGGGGAUCUUAUGAACCAGAAAAAAUACGGAAGCAGUCAGUGGAGCAUAAGGAGUGAGACCUUGAUUGCUCGUACUGUUCCUUUGUCCACUGUGACGCCGAGGCAUUCUCCGCCUCCUUGCAGUGAGGAUGGGAUGUUUGAGGAUGAGUUUGAUGAUGUUUCAGGACCUCUAACGGUGGCGCAAAGAACCCAAAGGCUGUCCAGGCUUAUUAAGCAACAAAGGAGUAGCUUAUCAAGGCGACAUUAUUUGUAUUUACCAAAUGUAUUGUUUGAACUAUGUGUCUUGAACCUGUAG